Messenger RNA from Fusarium coffeatum, 2853 nucleotides. RefSeq lists its product as uncharacterized. Bases 1 to 2853 code for a protein of 950 amino acids. Lineage: Eukaryota; Fungi; Ascomycota; Sordariomycetes; Hypocreales; Nectriaceae. The record is from RefSeq and is a predicted model, not a curated record. The transcript has 8 exons. Gene Ontology annotation, biological process: positive regulation of DNA-templated transcription. Gene Ontology annotation, cellular component: mediator complex.
AUGACAUCGGAAAAGAUGCCGCUCAUGCUGGACAACCCCAUGCCAGUCGACAUCAAUGACGUUGAUGAUCUGUUUGGCGAUGGCGUUGGCCUUUCUCUGUCAGGUCGGGUCCAGAGCAAGCAGCUUCAGCAACGGAUGGACGAUAUCAGGAUUCGAGGCUGUUGCCAAGCAGUUGCAUGGUCAAGGACAGGCUCAAUUGCUAACAUCACCCCCGAUGGCCAGAAUGUCGAGCUUCGCUAUUUACGAAGAUCCCCAGAAGAUGGCUCGUGGGAUCUGAGCGAGCCUACCACUUGCCCUUUUGUCAAGGGCACUCCAACAGUUCCCAUAGUUCAUUUGCUAUGGGCCGGUACGAGUAGCCCGGACCUGGCUGUGAUUGAUGCUGCUGGUCGCGUCACUAUCGUUAGCUUUUCGAUUUCACUCAACCAUCCUUUUCCUCAAAGAAAAUGGGAUGCGGAUCCAACUGACGAUGUCCAUACCGUCGUCGGUUCAUACUGGCUCACUGUUGCGCCUAAUAAUCAGCAGCCUUAUCAUGUCAUGUAUGGGCCGGCCAACAAACAAGGCAAUGGAUACACAUACGAAAAUUCCUUCGUUCACCAUGGGGGGCCAUCUCAUCCUACCGCGGCCAAGAGUGCUCUACUGACUAUCACCACGCAUGGUGUUCUGAGGAUGUUUUGGUCGCAGGCAAACGGUCGAAUUGAAGAAACGACUAUAGAGCUUGAAAGUAUCAGCGCGUCCGAUGAGCUUAUCACACAUGCAGCUUUUACAUCUGAAAAGAAAUAUUUGCUUCUUGCCCUUGCCACGACUGCAAAACAGCUGAGGCUCGUUAAGAUUGAGAUUCAAUGGGGCCAAACAGCUCAGCCGGACAAAGCUCCCGGGAGGGUCCCAGGAACUCUGAGUCCGUCUCUAGUCGAGAAACACUUGGCUACAGCAAACUGGCUUCAGGGUGGACCUGGUGAUUCUAGUCUCGACACAUCCAUGAUCGAGCUCUCUCACCUGGAAGUACUUCCUUCUAUCCUAGAUAAUACUGGAAAGAAUCCCUCAGCACCCAUGGUUGUCACAGUGAGGUCGCGUACUCCCAAUGAAGGGUCAUAUCAGGUUGCACAGACUGUUUUUGAUCGAUGGGAGGUUAUUGAGCAAAAGCAAGGCUUAUCGUCAGCUUGGGAGCAGCUUGGAAGCCGACGAAAUAGCAUUUCCUCAGAACUACCUCCCGUGACGCAAAUGCGCAAAAUUGCCAACAUCACAUCCAACAAGGUUGUCAUUGCAUUCCAUACCCUCAAUUUUGGAAAGACUCUGGUCCUGGCUUUCGCAGAUGGUUCAGUAGAGUACCGCGAUCGACUGACGUUCGAUGAGAUGUACACAACUCAAGAACUAGACAAAAUUAUGAACCUUCGACAAGUUGGCUGGACAUUUGCAGAUGAGGGUCCAUGCCAACAGAUCGCUUUCUCACCCACUCAUUGCUCACUGGUGCAAAUGGGCGAAGAUGGCAAAAUGAAAUGGAACAGGUUACACUACCCUCACGGCGAUAUUGGAAACUCGAUGCAAGACGCUCACUAUGUUGGAAGCAUUGCUGCGUUGUCCGUCACUGCUGCGCCAGCGAUGUUUUACCAAAAUAACUAUGAUGAUAUACUUGCCAUUGUUAGGCCUUAUACAUCAAAGAAGAGAUUCGUCCAAGACUGGGUCACCGAGUUGAUAAGAAUACUUAAAAUCCAGGUCGACUACUCAGAAGAUACUCAUCAUGAUGCGCUUGUACGAAAUGGCUCUUUGCAGUACUGCCUAAGCAUCAUGAACGCUCUCGGGUUCCGUGGAGACUUCAGCCCUCGAUCCUUCCAGGGCAAGUUCUCGAUGCUCUUUUUGAACGUCCGAAACGUGGUCGUCCUUAUUACUAUAGCCAGCAACACACCUGUUACGGUCAGGGAAAAGCUUAGUCCUUUGGAUGAACCUGAGGUUAUGGGCACACUCGUUGGUUGUGCAAAAUGGGCACUUGAUCUGAUCGCCUGGCUCAUGGACUCUCUCUUUGAACUCAUGAACGACAGCCAUUUCCAAGAACUGUUGACUCGGGAACGCUUUGCAGAGGUUGCUCCUUAUCUUCACAAGAAAAACAAUGUUGCUCUUCAUUUCAUCAUGAGCUCAUCCAGCCGAGGAUUCCUUUCAGCAGUGUGCCGUAGACUGGCACAUUUGGAAGGCUUGAGUGGCCGGGCCAUCGAAUUUUACAGAAGACAAUCAGCUGUCGUUGAGGGAACCGGUGGUGGCAGAGCAGCCCCACAACUACAACAGGCUUACCAGGCAAUGCAGCAGGUAACUUCUUCGGCGCUUGUCAAAGUGUCGGAAGUCGAAAGUCUUCUCACCGAGCUCAGCAAGGAGAUCCGACAAGCCUAUCAGAUCUUCCUCCCUAGUUUUGUCAAGAGUCAAGCAAACCCACCACAGGGAAAGGCAAUUGACGUGGCAAUAAGGUCGGCCCGUGUGCAGAUAGAACUUGCCAUGCUUCUAUCAUCAACACCCCCUCCAGCAUUCCUCCAGAUCAUCAAAAAGUUCUUCACUACAGACCUUCCGGCGUUUCGAAAUGCUAUAGAUCCGGGCCGACUAUUCUUUGCAGAUUACGAUCUUCUCGAGGUUCAGGAUGACGAGCACAGCUUAGCGGCUAAGAAAGCGCGGGGUAUGGUGUACGUGGAUGUAUUCAAACGGAUGCAGAUCAGACCCUCUUCCGAGAAGCACUGGAGACGAUGUUCGAGGUGUACUGCUGUGAUGGAAGACAUUUUUGGGACCAGGCCUGGAUUUUCGUUUGUCCUGGCGCAGCAGCGCAAGUGCUCUUGUGGAGGACAGUGGACGUUACUUCCCAAGGGGCAUGUUGCUUGA